Messenger RNA from Manis pentadactyla (Chinese pangolin), 1885 nucleotides. RefSeq names its product heat shock protein family B (small) member 3 (gene HSPB3). Lineage: Eukaryota; Metazoa; Chordata; Mammalia; Pholidota; Manidae. Bases 168 to 641 code for a protein of 157 amino acids. The transcript has a single exon. The record is from RefSeq and is a predicted model, not a curated record. Gene Ontology annotation, cellular component: nuclear speck; cytoplasm.
AGUGUGUGGUGGUAUGAUUCAGGCAUAAUUAAGUGGCUGCAUCUGCGCAGGGUUCUAAGCAAAUAGCUGCUCCAACUGAUAAUCCAGUCAGUAGGCAACUGCAGGGGUUCACCAUUGACUGAGCAUAGACUGAAGGGAAGCUGUUGGAUGCUGGUUUGGCCUCCACUAUGGCAAAAAUCAUUUUGAGGCACCUUAUAGAGACUCCAGUGCGUUAUGAAGAGGAGUUUGAAGCUCGAGGUUUGGAAGCCUGCAGACUGGAUCAUGCUUUAUAUGCACUGCCCGGGCCAACCACUGUGGACCUGGGGAAAGCAAGGGCACCCCAGGCUCCCACACUGGACUCAGCGGCAGAGAUGCCACCCCGGGAAGGGGAAGCCCGCUUCCAGAUCCUGCUGGACGUGGUCCAGUUCCUCCCCGAAGACAUCAUCAUUCAGACCUUCGAAGGCUGGCUGCUGAUUAAGGCUCAACAUGGAACCAGAAUGGACGAGCAUGGUUUUAUCUCAAGAAGCUUCACCCGACAGUAUAAACUGCCAGAUGGCAUUGAAACCAAAGAUUUGUCUGCGACUCUCUGUCACGAUGGCAUUCUGGUGGUGGAAGUAAAGGAUCCUGCUGGGACUGAAUCGGUUCCUGUUCACUCACCAUGAGGAAGAUUACAGUUCAGCCAGUGGUACCAGGGGAAUGUUUGUAUUGUCCAUGUUUGAAAUGAUUUUUAUGAAGAUUAAAAAUAUAGACAUAGUUCCUGGUCUGUUGAGGUUGUCCCUGUUGUUCUUACUCAGAUGAGAAAAUUGUUAAAUAUCCUAUAGCUCAAAGUGAUGAUAUUCUGAAACCUGAAACAUGGACACCUUAGGAGACUAGUUUGAUACUAGAGAGGACUCAGAAGUAUUUCAUUACCCAGCAGUGCCAGAGAAGCUGCAUCUGUAAUAAAUGACAAAUGGCAAAAGAGCCAUACUAACUUGCAGAAUUCUUAUCCAUUUCAUGAAAACUUUUUGUACUGCUAAAACAAGUUGUGAUGCCUUUCACUUGACAAGUGUUUCUCCUCAGCAUAUUUUAUUUAAAGUAGAACUUUGCAAAUAUAGAGUCUGGAGAUUAAAAUAGAGGAUUUGGAAAUUGGGUCUGAAAUAUAUUUAGGAUUCACUACAGUUGUUACUUCCUUAAAUGUAUGUUGGAAUCCUCAGCUCUAAACUUUAUUUUUAAAAGGUUCCAAAUAAGUACCUUAUUUUUUGAAAGCUAAACUGAAUGCUGUUUGAAUGUAUUCUAAAAAACAACAUAUGUUCUAUGGAUACUUAUGAAAUAUUGAUAUGAUGUGUGUUAACUCAUAUUCUUAUAAGUUAAUAUUAAGUUUACAAAGCCCUCUUAAAAAGUACAACUACUGAAUUCAAAGAGUUUUAAUCUGUGCUCUUUAGAUGCUGCAACUUAAAAUUUUAGAUUUUGCAAGAUGGCAAAAUGCAAUGCGCUUGCUCUCUGUGCGUAAUGCUUAGCUUUAAAUAGCCUGGCAGAUAGUGGAAGCUGAGAGGUUAUACAGCCUGCUGCUGAGUGCUGUUUGUCUUCUAACUGCGGCCUCCCCUCAGCAGCAGGACUGAGACAUUGGUGAAGGUUAAGGAUUUGCUUUAGGAAUAGUGUCUUCAACAGCUGGUCUGUGACAUUCCAAAGAUUUUCUGUCUCAUUCUGCACACACUAGAUACUUCUGAGGAGGAAGUGGCUGCUUUUGCCCCACAGCCCAUGAGAGCCGGUGAGUCCGAGGACAGCACUAUGAAUAGAGAAGGCUGGGUGUGGAAAACACCCGAGUAGAUGCAGACUGCUGGCAAUGCCGCCACACUCCUCUGGAGAGCUUCAUUUGUAGCUCAAGUGCAACAUGAAAGUCAAGAAGCAAUAGUUGAAAAUGAAAUCA